Molecule: messenger RNA, 1631 nt
Organism: Anthonomus grandis grandis
Lineage: Eukaryota; Metazoa; Arthropoda; Insecta; Coleoptera; Curculionidae
Gene: Hsdl2
Product: hydroxysteroid dehydrogenase-like protein 2
Exons: 7
Coding region: 223-1449 (408 amino acids)
Cellular component (GO): mitochondrion
Source: RefSeq, a predicted model, not a curated record
AUUUUUUUGAAAUCACUUGUAACCACUACAAUCUCAACAGCACAGCACAGCAGCGCUAAUUUAUCUUAGAACUUUGGACUUUGGCUCUUCUGGCCUGUUUUUAGUUAUCUAUUAAAAGCUUUACGCUCGCUUAAAAGUAUAAAUAACGGGAAAGUCUGGUACGUGUUGUGUAGAGACUUCUUUAAGGCUUUUUCGUUUAUUAGAAUUUUUUGUUAAAUAAUCAUGAUUAAUACGGGAAAACUAGCAGGUCAAACCAUUUUUAUCACCGGAGCAAGCAGAGGUAUAGGCAAAGCCAUUGCCCUCAAAGCAGCCAAAGAUGGUGCUAACAUAGUAAUAGCAGCAAAAACUGCCACAGCUCACCCAAAAUUACCAGGAACUAUCUAUACAGCAGCAGAAGAAAUUGAAAAGGCUGGAGGAAAGAGCCUUCCUUGUGUAGUAGACAUCAGAGAUGAGGCCCAAGUAAAAAGCGCAGUCGAGGAAGCUGUAAAAAAGUUUGGCGGAAUCGAUAUUGUGGUCAAUAAUGCAUCAGCAAUAUCACUAACAGGAACUGCUGAGACUGACAUGAAAAAAUUUGAUUUGAUGCAUAGCAUAAAUGCUAGAGGCACCUUCCUUGUUUCCAAAGAGUGUCUUCCAUAUCUUAAAAAAAGCAAAAAUGGUCACAUUUUAAAUUUGUCACCACCACUAAAUAUGGAUCCCCAGUGGUUUAAGCAUCAUGUAGCCUACACCAUGGCCAAGUAUGGAAUGUCAAUGUGCGUUUUGGGGAUGCACGAGGAGCUAAGACCUUUUGGGAUCGCUGUUAAUGCCUUAUGGCCCAAAACAGCAAUCCAUACAGCAGCAAUGAACAUGUUAGGCGGCGAUGAUGUGGCAAGACGGUGUAGAAAGCCCGAGAUUUGCGCAGAUGCCGCUUAUGCUAUCCUAAUUAAAGACUCCAAGGCUCCAAGCUCUACUGGGAACUUCUUUAUCGAUGAAGACGUGUUAAAAGCAGAAGGUAUAACUGACUUCGUGCAAUACGCGUGUGACCCAUCAAACGCAAAUGAUUUAAUGCCAGAUUUCUUCGUGGGCGGUGGGGAACCCCUCGUUGCUGCUAAACCUGCGGCCGGUGCCGCUCCCCUCGGCGAAGUUGGGAAGCUUUUCCAGGCCAUCGAGUCCAAUUUGACCCCCGAGACUGUCAGCAAGACACAGGCGGUCUUUGCUUUUGUUGUUACAGGAGAGGAGGCGGGAAAAUGGUUUAUCGACUUAAAAACUGGUAAAGGUGCCUGUGGACAAGGCGAGCCUCCCUCCGCCCCUGACGCCACCUUAACUAUGGACAGUAAAAAUUUCUUCAAUUUGUUCAACGGAAAAUUGAAGCCUGCCACUGCUUACAUGAUGGGAAAAUUGAAAAUCAAGGGAAAUCUACAGCAGGCAAUGAAAUUGGAAAAACUUAUGGGUAGCCUUAAGUCCAAAUUGUAGGUGCUAUUAUUGAAAGACUUAAUUGAAUGUUAAGCAAUACUACUUAUAUUUUUAAGUUAAAAAAGCAUUUUCAUAUUGUUUGAUAUGUUGCAGCAGCAACAACAAUUUAUUGUUAUUACUUAUAUUAUAUAAUUUUUAUACUUGGAGAUUGUCUAUUUAAUAAAUAAUAUUGUGGAUAUGAA